Messenger RNA from Daucus carota subsp. sativus, 1417 nucleotides. Its product is annotated as GDSL esterase/lipase At1g29670. Gene Ontology annotation, molecular function: hydrolase activity, acting on ester bonds. Lineage: Eukaryota; Viridiplantae; Streptophyta; Magnoliopsida; Apiales; Apiaceae. The record is from RefSeq and is a predicted model, not a curated record. The transcript has 4 exons. The coding region runs from base 145 to 1305 and encodes 386 amino acids.
UGUGACAGAGUGUACCAGUAAAUUACACUUCUAUACUGUUUUGGACAUGGGCAACAGAGCAAACUCAAUUCAGACUUAUAAAUAAAAGCUAGCACUUGCUGCACUUCACCCCAAAAAUACAAGCUCCCUAGCUUCUUGAAAGCAAUGGCUGCAAUCAAUCUCCUUCCUCCAAUCCUUUUCAUCUCUUUAUGUUUUAGUUUCCUCCUUUUUUCGAGUUUUUAUCCACACCAAAUUUUCGGCAAUGCAGAAAAGACAGGAGAUGAAAAUAAUAGUAUUAGAGGAAUGUUUGUGUUUGGGAGCUCUUUGGUUGACAAUGGCAACAACAACUUUCUGCAGAACUUGGCUAAAGCUGAUUACUUGCCUUAUGGCAUAGAUUUUCCACUUGGUCCUUCUGGCAGGUUUACUAAUGGAAAAAAUAUCAUCGAUCUUCUCGGAGACCAGCUUAAAUUUCCAGCAUUCAUUCCGGCCUUCACUGAUCCGUCUACCAAGGGAAAUCGGACACUUCUUGGUGUCAACUUUGCAUCCGGUGGCUCUGGAAUCCUCGACGAUACUGGCUCCAUAGCGGGAGAAGUGAUGAGUUUGAAUGAGCAGAUCAAGAAAUUCGAGGAAGUCACAUUGCCGGAGAUGGAGAAUCAGCUGGAGAGCAGCAGCAGAGAGUCAUUAUCCAAGUACUUGUUUGUAAUUGGAAGCGGAGGAAACGACUACACUUUGAAUUAUUUUUUCACUAAAUCACAAGCUAAUAUCAGUGUUCAAGCAUUCAGCGCGAAUCUCACUAGUACUCUCUUUACUCAACUCAAGAAGCUGUACAAUUUGGGGGCACGGAAGUUUGUACUCAUGUCUUUAUACCCGCUAGGCUGCAGCCCCGGAACCAUUUCUGCGUCCGCACAGCCACAGAGGAAGGGCUGCAACCAGUACCUUAAUGAAGCUGCUCAUAUUUUCAAUACCAACUUAAGAUCCUUGGUAAAUGACAGUAGGACAGAAAUGCCUGGUUCCGACCUUGUUAUUGUCAAUGCAUACAAAAUCGUUCGAGAUAUAAUUAAAAACCCUGCUUUAAAAGGUUUUACUGACGCGACACAACCUUGCUGCCACGUGCCAUCGUUGGAAGAAGGGGGCAACGGAAUUUCAUGCAAGAGAGGAGGAUCAACAUGUGAAGAUAGGAGCAAGCAUGUGUAUUUCGAUGGUUUGCAUCCAACAGAAGCUGUGAAUGUUGUGCUAGCUACAAAGGCUUUUGCUUCCAAUUCCACAACUGAAGUUUAUCCUUUCAACAUCAGGGAGCUAGCUCAAAUUCAGGGUCAUUACCUCUGAUUUGUUUCACUAAUCUAGAUCAGUUCCUAAUCAAUUUUAUGCCAAGUCAUGUAAAAUUAUCUUAUCAAUAAUGUUACAGUCUUGCAUGAAAAUUUUAACAUAUUUUGUUCCA